AUGGCCGACUCGAUUGAGGCUUGUUUCGAUUUGAACGGGACGAACAACAUAAGGAUAUUUUGGGCGUCUGCGCCCUCCAAUAGAAAGAUAUCUAGCGAGCAAAUGCGACUAAAACAGAUAAUCGGAGGCGAGCGCCUUGUUUGCGAAUGGAUAGAUAUAACGACAGACACUGCUCUAUUGCAUGAGAUGAGACAAAAAAGCGCAAUCGAAAAAGCGCUUCCGCCGCAAAUUUUCCACGGCGACGAGUAUUUGGGGAACGUGGAAGCAUUAAACGAAGCGGUCGAGGAUGGCAAUCUCUGGGGCUUUCUCAGACUGGAUAGACAACGAGCGGUGAGAUACAGAGAAAUCGGCGGCGGAAAGUACGAAAUCGUAGAUCCGACAGCCGCGUUGGUCGACGCCUGCUUCGAUAAGAUGGCAGAAGAGGUUUCUCAAGCCGCUGUUCGAGGAGAAGAAAGCGAACCGAUGCCAGCACCUCCCGUUAAACCAGCCGGUGGUGUCGCCAUGCCUUGUAUGGGCACUCAAAGCACUCUAAGACCAUUGGAUAAAAAUCUCCAAAAAUCAUAUGACAGAUGCACAAAAUGA
Oikopleura dioica is the source of this 582-nucleotide messenger RNA. Lineage: Eukaryota; Metazoa; Chordata; Appendicularia; Copelata; Oikopleuridae. The record is from the annotation of a GenBank genome assembly.